CCCUGGCCAUCUGAAUCUUAGCUCCCCCCCCCCCCACUCUGGCUGUUCCACACCCGCGCUUUUCACGCGUCCAUCUCCAGGACCCUGACGACGUCUCUCAACUCCAAAUACAUGCCAGCCGACGGACCAUCCACCCUGGCCCAAUUCGGAUGCAAGCCAACUGCUCACCGCAAGAUCAAAUACCUGCUGGUACUCUGUUUCGCGGGGACCAGUCAGUCGGUUCAUACCUUUCCCGUGUGCCACGCCGCUUUGCAACACGCUAGCGGGAGAGCCGCCAGGCACCACAAGCCAUCGGUUACUACUUGGAUCGCUGCACAUCAUCCCGAACCACGUUACCUCCUGUACGGCGCAGCCGAAUCCACAAGCCAUGGGUAAACCCAAAAGCGGUAACGCUGCGAAGACGAAAGUCGCGGCUGGCACCAGUAACAGCAGUAACACAAAAUCAGCCACGCCCUCGACCCCCGGUGCACCACCCGCUUGGCCCCAGUUCAAGCCAUCACUGCCAGUUACCGACCUGGUUCCCGAUAAGCUCGGCUCUUGCCCUGAUAAGGUUGUCCUGAUCCGCAACUUCUGGCCAAAGUCCCUUUGCGCUUCCUAUGUCACCUUCCUCAGGGGCCUGCCACUCACCACUACCCCCGGGCGGCCCAAGCGGGGAGACGCCGUGAGGGUAAACGACCGUUUUCAAGUGCAGGAUGCUGCGUUUGCCCAGCGCCUUUGGGACAAGACUGGGCUGCGCGAAUCACUGGGCCAAGAAGAUGUUCAGGGUUUAUGGGGCGGUGAAGUAGUUGGUUUGAACCCCAAUAUCCGCAUAUAUCGCUACUCCAAGGGCCAGUAUUUUGAUGCACAUUAUGAUGACUCCAACAACGUCUCGCUGACACCCGACCCGUCGGCUGGGCCUGUCACGUGUAAGACAACCUGGACGCUGCUACUUUAUCUCACCUCCUCCGUUGAGGGCUGUGUAGGCGGCGAGACCGUCUUUUUCCCCAACGACCGCCGUUCCGCCAAGGAAGAGAUCCCGGUCGCCCUCGAGACGGGAAUGCUUCUUCUUCACAAGCACGGCGACGACUGCAUGCUGCACGAGGGUCGCGAGGUCACCGCUGGCGAGAAGUGGGUGCUAAGGACGGAUCUGUGCGUCAGGAAGUGAAGGGCUUCGGCGACCUACGCCAGGCAUCACGCAACCACGGGUGACCUUUCCCCGUUGCCUGUUCCGCCUUCUGCCCGCUCAGACGUGGAGAGCGAUUGCGACACAAUGAUUCCCGAUUUCCUAUCCGCUGCUCUGGUACAGCACCCGGUCCCCCUUGGAGCACGACAUCGGUCUGUUUUUUUCCCGGGCUGCCCGUUUGUUUGAUCGACAAUAAUCGACAGGAACUGAAAAGAGGCUGGAGGAUUUGGAAGACGGGUUCUAGAAGAGGGAAAUGAGUUUCAGGUCGAGCUUCUCCAACCCCCCGUCCGCAAUGCAAACCAUCAAAACAAAACAAGGGCUCAACGAAACGUUCCCCAUCGCGUGCGUGCAAAGCAACAGACAAUCGCACGAGUG
Molecule: messenger RNA, 1537 nt
Organism: Colletotrichum navitas
Lineage: Eukaryota; Fungi; Ascomycota; Sordariomycetes; Glomerellales; Glomerellaceae
Exons: 4
Coding region: 368-1144 (258 amino acids)
Biological process (GO): peptidyl-proline hydroxylation to 4-hydroxy-L-proline
Cellular component (GO): endoplasmic reticulum
Molecular function (GO): procollagen-proline 4-dioxygenase activity; iron ion binding; L-ascorbic acid binding
Source: RefSeq, a predicted model, not a curated record